Messenger RNA from Ficedula albicollis (Collared flycatcher), 762 nucleotides. RefSeq names its product translation initiation factor IF-2-like. The record is from RefSeq and is a predicted model, not a curated record. NCBI's taxonomy places the organism in Eukaryota, Metazoa, Chordata, Aves, Passeriformes, Muscicapidae. The transcript is spliced from 2 exons. Bases 1 to 762 code for a protein of 253 amino acids.
AUGGUCACAGCAUGUCUGUGGGGCCCCGAGCUGCUCGCCACCUCCUGGGAGGGCCCUGGUGAGCGGCUGGGGGCCGUGGCUGGGGGAGCACAGGGAGGGGGGAGCACGGUGCGGCGAGAGACAGGCCGGGAUGAGGGUGUGCCCCUGCCUCGCCCCGCUGGGGUGCGAGCAGCAGCUCCUGGGACAUCCCGGGGCGCUUGCCCAGGGAUCCCUUCCCAGGCCUGGGGGCCCAUGUGUCCAGCAUCAGGCGAGGGCAGCCGGGUGCUCCCAGCCCGGGACGGGCCCGGCAGCGCUCGGCCCCGCGCUGGCUUUAUUGCAGGGGGCAGAGCGGGGGGUCCCAGCAGCGCGGCGAGGGGCGCCGCGGGUGACCCCCGGGGACAGCGGGGACUCGGGGGUGGGAGUCUGAGCAGCGGACACGAGGACGCAUGGAGCGACGGGGCGCACCCUGGCACAGAGACACUAAUGCGAGGACGGGGGCCAGCGGGGCCAAGACACAGACGAGCGAGCGGCGGGGACGGGGGGACGAGGCAGGGGGGCCCCUGCCCCGCGCGUGCCUUUGUACACGCCCCGGGGGACCCCCGUGCCCGACGACCGGGGAUGGGGAGCUGCGGGCAGGGCGCCUGGCUUUGUGCUUUGGGCUUGGCCCAGGGCGGGAGGGGGCAGGGGGAUGGCAGUGUUGGGGACGAGGGCAGGCGAGCAGAGGCCUACUGGGGUCCCCUGGGAGAACAGAAGGGGCAGGGCAGGGGGCACGGGGGCCGGUAG